Messenger RNA from Aspergillus clavatus NRRL 1, 1158 nucleotides. Its product is annotated as sugar phosphate isomerase/epimerase family protein. The record is from RefSeq and is a predicted model, not a curated record. The transcript has a single exon. The coding region runs from base 1 to 1158 and encodes 385 amino acids. Lineage: Eukaryota; Fungi; Ascomycota; Eurotiomycetes; Eurotiales; Aspergillaceae.
AUGCUCACCUCGUGGCCCCCUUCGUCGAUCGCGAAUCCACUCGGAACCGCCACGCUCUCACUGGGAAACGCCAUCCACCAUAAACUUGAGCCCCGACUACGGGAAGCUGCCAAAGCCGGGUUCAAACAGAUCGACCUCUUUGAUGAAUGCUGGGCAGCGUAUCUGGAAGAGCAUGGCCUUCCCGGUGAUCAGCUCUGGGAACCAACCCUGGAUAAUCUGCGAGUCGCAAAGAAAUUGGGAGAUCUUGUCAAAUCUCUGGGCAUGAGGAUUUCGUGUACACAGCCGCUGCGGACUAUCGAAGGCAUCAAAGAUCCACUUGAGCGUCGGGCGGCUCUGGAUCUGGUAGCGAAGCGAUUCCCCUUCAUGCGCGCCUUCGAUACCGACCUCGUCUUCAUGUGCGCCAACAUUCGCACGGACGACGGGGUCACCUCGGAUCUCAGAACCGUUGCCAGAGAUCUUGCUGAGCUGGGGGACAUGGCGCAAGCCUUUUCCGAUGCAGAUAGCGGGCCGUUACUGAAGAUUGGAUAUGAAGGGCUGUCAUGGGCUCAGCGCAAUACCUGGGCUUCGACAUGGGAGGCCGUCCGCAUGGCCAACCGACCCAAUGUUGGUCUGAUUAUUGACGCGUUCAAUGUACUCGCUGUGGAAUGGGCAGAUCCGUACAAUCCCGCAGGUCACGGCCGCAUAUAUCCGACUAUCGAAGAGUCGGUUGAUGUUCUCUGUGCAUCGCUGGCGGGUCUCGUAGCGUCUGUCCCUGGUGACCGCAUCUUUUUCUUCCAGGUUGGAGACGCAGAGCUGAUGGAUCCAACAACGUUUCUGCCUCCGUCUGAUCCUCAGAUUCCCCCACUGCUGCCAUGGUCGCGAGGCCAUCGGCUGUAUCCUUAUGAAUCCUCACGAGGUGGGUAUAUGCCCACACAUCUAGUCGCGGCUGCGGUUUUGGCCACAGGGUACAAGGGACCCAUCUCGUUGGAAGUAUUCAAUAAGUCUUUGAAUGUCCCUGGUGAUCAUGUCCCAGUUACUCAUGCCGAAAGGGGGAUUACUGGAUUACGGAAGCUGGCAGAAGCCACAAAAGACAUGCCGGCAUUCUGGGAAAUGUAUAAAAAGGGGACGAUAAGUGGAUUCGCCCAACUUCUUCAGUUGUCACGGUCUGGCAAAUUAUGA